Messenger RNA from Jaculus jaculus (lesser Egyptian jerboa), 2586 nucleotides. RefSeq names its product telomeric repeat binding factor 2 (gene Terf2). The coding region runs from base 1 to 1617 and encodes 538 amino acids. Gene Ontology annotation, cellular component: nucleus; shelterin complex; chromosome, telomeric region. Gene Ontology annotation, biological process: negative regulation of telomere maintenance via recombination; protection from non-homologous end joining at telomere; telomeric D-loop disassembly. The transcript has 10 exons. The record is from RefSeq and is a predicted model, not a curated record. Lineage: Eukaryota; Metazoa; Chordata; Mammalia; Rodentia; Dipodidae. Gene Ontology annotation, molecular function: G-rich strand telomeric DNA binding; telomerase activity; protein homodimerization activity.
AUGGCGGCGGGAGCCGGGACGGCGGGCCCUGCUUCCGGCUCGGGCGUCGUGCGUGACCCGGUGGCGUCAGAGCCGAGGAAGCGGCCCAGCCGGGAGGGCGGGGAGGGCGCGCGGCGGUCGGAUGCGAUGGCGGGAGGAGGCGGGAGCAGCGGGAGGGCGGCGGGCCGACGGGCGUCUCGCAGUAGCGGGCGGGCUCGGCGGGGGCGCCAUGAGCCGGGGCUGGGGGGCGCGGCGGAUCGGGGCGCAGGGGAAGUGCGACUGGAAGAGGCGGUCAAUCGCUGGGUGCUCAAGUUCUACUUCCACGAGGCUCUGCGGGCCUUUCGGGGUAGCCGGUAUGGGGACUUCAGGCAGAUCCGGGACAUCAUGCAGGCUUUGCUUGUCAGACCCUUGGGGAAGGAGCAUACGGUGUCCCGGUUGCUGCGGGUUAUGCAGUGUCUGUCGCGCAUUGAAGAAGGGGAAAAUUUAGACUGUUCCUUUGAUAUGGAGGCAGAGCUCACGCCACUGGAAUCUGCUAUCAAUGUGCUGGAAAUGAUUAAAACAGAAUUUACACUGACAGAAGCAGUUGUCGAAUCCAGUAGAAAACUGGUCAAGGAGGCUGCUGUAAUUAUUUGUAUCAAAAAUAAAGAAUUUGAGAAGGCUUCAAAAAUUUUGAAGAAAUAUAUGUCCAAGGACCCCACAACUCAGAAGCUGAGAAAUGAUCUCCUAAACAUUAUCCGAGAAAAGAACUUGGCCCACCCCGUUAUCCAGAACUUUUCCUAUGAGACCUUCCAGCAGAAGAUGCUGCGCUUCUUGGAAAGCCACCUGGACGACACAGAGCCUUACCUCCUCACGAUGGCCAAAAGGGCUUUGAAAUCUGAGUCUACUCCUUCAAGUACAGUGAAGGAAGAUAAACUGCCACCCCCAGAGCCUGUGGAAAAGCCACUCAGAGAGCCUCCAAGGCAGCUACAGAAAACUCCGACCACCAUUGGCAUUCGGGCCCUGAAGGCAGCUUUCAAAGCUCUGUCCACGGCACAAGAUUCAGAGGCAGCCUUUGCAAAACUGGACCAGAAAGAUCUGGUACUUCCUAAAGUAGCCUCCCCAUCACCAGCCCUCAAAAACAAGAGACCCAGGAGAGAUGAAAAUGAGAGUGUAACUCCUGCAGAGAAUGAGGGUGGCUCAGAACUGCAGCCCAAGAACAAGCGCAUGACAAUAAGCAGAUUGGUUUUGGAGGAGGACAGCCAGUGUGAUGAAACCAGCUCAGGCCUCAACUCCUCUCAGGAGGCCGUGUCAGCUUCGGCAUCCAAGCCCACCGCUCUCAACCAACCUCGUUCAGAGGAGAAGAAUUCCAAAAUAUCGAAAGGCAAGUGGAACAAUUCUAAUGGAGUUGAAGAAAAGGAGACCUGGGCCGAAGAGGACGAGCUGUUUCAAGUUCAGGGAGAACUAAAUGAAGAUAAUACAACCAACACGACAAGAAAGCAGAGGUGGACUAUAGAAGAAAGCGAGUGGGUGAAGGCUGGAGUUCAGAAGUACGGUGAAGGAAACUGGGUUGCCAUCUCUAAAAAUUACCCCUUUGUUAACCGAACAGCUGUGAUGAUUAAGGACCGCUGGCGGACCAUGAAAAAGCUCGGCAUGAACUGAAGCAGGCUCCCAUUUCCACAAGAUUCACAGGAGCAUGUUUCUUACCAAUAGUCCUGACCGUCUGCUAUUCCUUCAGAAGCUGGGCUACCUCCUUCGGUGUGGGGGAGCUCCCACGUCCCUUACUCGUUAUUGGAGAUCAUGGAACUAAGAAGCAAGCCAGGUCCAUGCCAUGUCCUUGGCAGAGAAGUCAGGCACACAGCUGUACAGUGCCAGAGUAUCAUUAGUGUUUUCCUUCCGUAGUGGCUUGCUUAAAUUUAAAUCCCCAGUAAUCUGUAGAACCUUCUCCCAGGAAAUGGAGUCUAUUAGGAGCCACUUAUGACCCCACGACCUGUUAAAACCAGCAACGAGAGCAUUGUCUGGAGUGAACCUAUUCCUCGUCAAGUUUUGGCCUUCUGACGUAAAUGCAGAUGAACUCCAUAUGUUAUGAGCCCAGGUUGAUGAGAAACCACUCUUUGUUGAUCAGAUUCCUUCUAAAAACUGAUGAGCCACUUGUGCUGUUGACCCUAGACCUGACUGCCUUGGCAUUUGCUCUUAAUGUGCUGGGCUGUGUCAGCAGUUUCUCCUCCACACUUCUCAUGUGGUUGAACCAGUGUGUUCUUUUGGUAAAAUGGUGAUUGUAGAUAAGCUUACUCCCCCUGCCAUCCUCCACCUCUCUUCUCAGAUCCUUUCCUCAUGAUAAACUUUUAAAGCCUACAAGAAGAAUCCUGAUUGAAUAUAAAUGCUUAAUCCUAUUCUUUGUGAAUUGGUUGCUUCCACCUGCUUCCCUAAUCGUGCUGUGUUAGUGUCCUGCUCUGGGAUUUGACAUUCCCUUCUCCUUUUGUACCACGUGCUUGCUGUCUCUCAGACAUCUUUGAAGACUCCUUUUUGGCAGGAAAAUUCAGUAAAGUGUUUUCUGUAAUCUUUUUUUAAAUAUGAGACCUAAUUGUUCAUACUUGUAGCAUUCUUCAUUAAAGUCUUGCUCCUCUCAGA